AUGUUCAGUUCCGAGCAGCCUAAAAAUGAAAAUGAAUGUAAUUACAGUGACCUUAAGCCAAUUAAAGUAUUUGAAUACCUAGAUCAAGCAUCAAAAACUAUUUGGGGCGUCAACUCAAAUAAUAUUUUACAAAUAUCUUCACAAAUUAUCGAAUUAAUUACAACCCACAAAAUACAUUUCAAAAGUGCGCUUUAUUUGAUUGAUAUUUUUUCACAAAUUCGUUUUAGAGAAAUUAAAUUAUUUUCAGAACUUUAUCAAGAGGUAUCAAACAGAUUUCCAGGCAUUAUCAAGCCGGAAAAUGAGAAAUUGGCGGCGCUUCUACAUUACAAAGGUUUCAAAUUUGAAAAUUUCGAACCUGAAAUGAAAGAAGAAGAAAUUCUGAAUUUAUAUUCAACAGAAUCACCUUUAUACUAUAUUGCAUGGGAUAAAAUUGAUGAUCUUAAGAGUAAAUUCCCAAAUCUUGAUAUUAAUGAGGAGAUUAAUUAUAUCACUCCACUUGAUUGUGCAAUUAAAUGUGGAUCAGAAUUGUGUUUCAAUUACUUGAAAAAUUUAGGAGCUUAUUAUACUAAAAAAUCCGAAGAAUAUGCCAUUCAAGGUGGAAAUAAAGAGAUUUUUAUGGAAAUGAUAGAAGAUGGUAAAUCAUUUGAUGACAUGAUUAAUACAGCAUUGGAUUCUCAUAACUAUGAAAUUGCUGACUACCUUAAAUCAAAUUUUGGACAAACUUUUGAUUCAAUAGCAGAAAGUAUGCAUUUCGGAAAUUAUGAUGUUGCGUCUUAUUUACUUUCUAAUGGAGAAGAUAUCAACGAUAUUUAUAAUCUCUUUCUCUUCAUAUUUAUCAUUUUUUUAUUGGAUUCUCUUUCUUUUUAUAUUUAUCAAUGA
This is a messenger RNA of Trichomonas vaginalis G3, 879 nucleotides long. RefSeq names its product protein ubiquitination. The transcript has a single exon. The record is from RefSeq and is a predicted model, not a curated record. Bases 1 to 879 code for a protein of 292 amino acids. NCBI's taxonomy places the organism in Eukaryota, Parabasalia, Trichomonadida, Trichomonadidae.